Phacochoerus africanus (Common warthog) is the source of this 3172-nucleotide messenger RNA. RefSeq names its product protein tyrosine kinase 6 (gene PTK6). Gene Ontology annotation, molecular function: ATP binding; signaling receptor binding; non-membrane spanning protein tyrosine kinase activity. The record is from RefSeq and is a predicted model, not a curated record. Bases 146 to 1495 code for a protein of 449 amino acids. Gene Ontology annotation, biological process: innate immune response; protein phosphorylation; cell differentiation. Lineage: Eukaryota; Metazoa; Chordata; Mammalia; Artiodactyla; Suidae. Gene Ontology annotation, cellular component: extrinsic component of cytoplasmic side of plasma membrane. The transcript has 8 exons.
GUGUGGCUGGCCCAGCCACCUCAUCAUGAAGGUGGGUGGCGGCUCAGCGGGGCGGGGACGGCCUGUCAGAGUCAGCCCUGCCCACGGGCUCCUCCCAGCCAGGGCUGCCUGAAGCUGGACGGGUGAAGGUGGCAGGGCACCGGCCAUGGGGUCCCAGGGCCAGGCUGCCCUGGGCCCCAAGUAUGUGGGCCUCUGGGACUUCGAGGCUCGGACAGCUGAGGAGCUGAGCUUCCGGGCGGGGGACCUCUUCCACGUGGCCAGGAAGGAGGAGGAGUGGUGGUGGGCCAUCCUGCUGGACGCGGCGGGCCAGGCGCUGGCCGAGGGCUACGUACCCCAAAGCUACCUGGCCGAGAAGGAGACAGUGGAGUCAGAGCCGUGGUUCUGCGGCCCAAUCUCUCGCUCAGAAGCCUCACACCGGCUGCUGGCCGCGGGCGUCGAGCAGGGGGCCUUCCUGGUCAGGACCAGCGAGAAGCCUGGCGCCAACUAUGUCCUCUCGGUGCGGGACAGGCAGACCGUGCGGCACUACAAGAUCUGGCAGCGGGCCAGCCGGCUGCACCUCAGCGAGGCCGUGUCCUUCCCCAGCCUGGCCGAACUCGUGGAGCACCACAAGGCCCAGAGUCUGUCCCACGGCCUGAGGCUGACCUCGCCCUGCUGGAAGCAUGAGCCCGAGCCCCUGCCCCACUGUGACGACUGGGAGAGGCCGAGGGAGGAGUUCACGCUUUGCCGGAAGCUGGGCGCCGGCUACUUCGGGGAGGUCUUUGAAGGGCUCUGGAAGGACAAGGUCCGAGUGGCCAUUAAGGUGAUUGCCCGAGACGACCUGCACCAACACGCGUUCCAAUCGGAGAUCCAGGCCAUGAAGAAGCUUCGGCACAAGCACAUCCUGCCACUGUACGCCGUGGCGUCCCUGGGGGACCCCGUGUACAUCGUCACGGAACUCAUGCCCAAGGGGAACCUGCUGGAGCUGCUGCGGGACGCUGAUGAGAAGGCCCUGCCGGUCUCGGAGCUGGUGGACAUCGCGGCCCAGGUGGCUGAGGGCAUGUGCUACCUGGAAUCCCAGAAUUACAUCCACCGGGACCUGGCUGCCAGGAACAUCCUCGUGGGGGAGAACACCAUCUGCAAAGUGGGGGACUUCGGGCUGGCCAGGCUCGUCAAGGACGACAUCUACCUCUCCCACGACCACCGCAUCCCCUACAAGUGGACGGCGCCCGAGGCGCUCUCCCGCGGGCACUACUCCAUCAAGUCGGACGUCUGGUCCUUCGGGGUCCUCCUCCACGAGGUGUUCAGCAGGGGCGAGAUGCCCUACCCAGGCAUGUCCAACCACGAGGCCUUCCUGCGGGUGGAAGCGGGCUACCGCAUGCCGUGCCCACGGGAGUGCACGCCCACCGCAUACAAGCUGCUGCUCUCCUGCUGGAACAGGGACCCUGAGCAGAGGCCCAGCUUCCAAGCGCUGUGGGAGAAGCUCUCCAGCCUCACCAGGUACGAGAACCCACCCUGAGCCAGCAUCCUCCCUGCAGCGCUUCCAGGCAGCCAGACUGGGCUGGCCUGGCAAGGAGGCACCAGAGGCACCUCGGAUCCCAGGAAUGGGCCAACCUGAUCCCGGGAGGCUUUUGCCCACAGCUCCCAGAACCAGCCACUCUCGGGAAGGGGCUCGUCAGGGGCAGGGAAGCUCAUGCAGGACAGUGUGGGACUGAGACCACCCCUUCCUCCUGAAAGUGCCAGGCCCUCCUCUGCCAACUCCUCCUCUGGGGCCUCCAGGAGCCAGGGUGCCCCUCUUUCCCAAGGAAGUGGGCCUACCCCUGGUCCUGACCUGAAGCCCACCCGCUGCAACCCAGGCUUUGGCCACACUCCCUUUGCCACCUGGCCCUGCCUGACUCCUGGACUCGAGGGGCACAGACGCCCCAGCACUGAGACAGGGGCACUGAUGCCUGCCACCUGGGGCAAGGCAGCUGUCCUGGCCCACCUGCUUCGGCAAUCAGCAGCUGCCACCAGGGGAUCUGGAGACCCCCGUCUGAACACUGUGGCAAGACUGGGUGGGGCUCAGGCUAGCCUUUGACACACAGCACCCCCAGCUUCGGGAGCAUGGGGGGCCUGCCCCCCCCCCCAUCUGCAGCCUCCUGGACACAGAGGGCAGGCUUUGGGGGCCACCUGCCACCCAGAUGCUUUGGAACGGACUCCUGCAGCGGGGAAGGGGGGCCAGAGGUGGAUGGGCUUCCUCAGGGCCAGCUGAGCCUUGCCACCCACCCAGCGGAGGCCUCUUCUCUCAGCCCUGACCUCACACCCGCCUCCGUCCACCACCACCCUCUGUCCUGAGCACCAGACCCCACUCCUGGCCACGGGGUCACGUGUUGCCCAUGCCUGCCCCCAGGAUGCCAGCAGAGGACAAGGCCCUCCCCGCCACCAACCGCACUCAGAGUCUGACUUUGCCCAAAGCUGGGCUGCCUCUGGUGGGAAGACCCAUUUAGAACUCCCACCAUCCCAGCCCCUCAGCCUGAGUUUGGGUGCCUGGCACCAGGGACCUGUCCCAGGGAUGGAGGAGCCUGCUGGGUGUCUCUCGUAAGAGGCCAGGGGUAGCGACACCCUUCUCAGAAGGCGCAGGGGAGGAAGCUCGGCACGUGAGCUCCCGUCCUCAGGGAGGAUGGCACCCCAAGGCCCUUCAGGGGCACUGGGCCCUCCAGCGGAGGGCUCCUGAACCCAGAGCCAGAGGCCGAGCCUCCUGUGGAGUUAGAGGACCUGACCUGGCUGCCCUGAGGAUUUCAGAUCCAGCUCCUUGCUGCCUGUUCUCCCUGGCUCCCCAAAACAGCAAGGCCGCCCACCCCUUCUCAGUGGCAAGGCUCCAUGCGUGCCAGAGCUGCCUGCCCACCUGAACCGGGGCCAGACCCGAGGUGGCCCCGGUUCAGGUGGGCCGCGAGUAGGGCCAGCUGCCUGCUGCCUGGGAGGCGAGAAGGUUGAGGGGUUGGUGGACUCAUCCGUCCCACGUGGGGGGAGGGGCACGCACACAGCUCACACACCGGUCAGCCUGCUGGCUGCUCCGCGUUUAUUUUCCACUGGGUGCAAGGCACAGGGUUACGGCGUGUCCGAAAGGCUCUCAUGUGGCUUGGGAUAGUCAAGAGCGGGGUUCUCUCACUUUCUUUUUGGUGGUGUGCUGUUCUCAAUUAAAGAACCCAACUGCUGC